AUGGCAACGACUCAAACCCGUCCCAAGUCCCAAGAUCCUGAGCGUCGAGUUGCAAACUUGGCAAUCAUCAAUUAUGAAGAACUUCUGCUUCAGAAGCCCGAAGAGAUUGAGAAACUAUACUUGGCUUGCGCCAAGUGGGGUUUCUUCUAUCUUGAUUUAAGUGGCGACAACACAAAAGACUACCUUAACAAUGUCGACUCUUUAUUUGCUGCUUCCAAGGAGUAUUUCGCCAAGUCGCUUGAAGAAAAGUUGGGUGACAAAAGAGAAGAGCUGAGUAUCUACAAUAUCUGCCGGUGAGUUAUUCUCGGAGUGGCAUGGCCAAGCUCGCUAACAUUAAUGGAGGUACAAGCCCAUGGGUUCUCUUGGGCUAGACGCUGGCAAUGCCACUCAGAAGAAAAAUGGUUCUGAGAACUUGAGAGUAUGUUUUCCAAAGCCAUAUGAUAAUAACACCACUGACCAGCUUUCAGGUCCCCGUUGAUCUCAUCCACAACCCGACCCUCAACCCAAACCUUUACUUUCCGACAGGAAUGAAGAAACAUGAACAACAAUUCGCUAGCUUCAUCAAAAGCUCACACUCCGUGCCCAAUCUAAUAGCCAAGAAUCUUUUCGACUACUUGCAACUCGAAGGCAACAACAGAUUUGAAAACUUCCACAAGCCAAACGAGCAAUCCACUUCCUCCGCCGUGCUCCAGCAUUACCCCCUCACCGAUCUCCCACCCCAAACUAGCGCUGGCCACUUCACACACACCGACACAGGAAGCAUCACAGUCCUCUUCAAUACUGAAUGGAGGCUCCAAGUCUUCUCCCCGGAGACUGAAGAUUGGGAAUACGUUCCACAGCGCAAAGACUGUGCCAUCAUCAACGUAGGAGAUACACUGAAAUUCAUCUCCAACUUCAAAUUGAAAUCCAGUCUCCACCGCGUUAUCCCAUGGCACGGACCUAAUGUCUCCAACUCCCGCUAUGCUACCAUAUUCUUCCUUCGCGCAAGCAAUGAUGUGAAGUUCCGUGACAGUGAGGGUGUAGAGUGGACUGGGUCUGGGUGGUUGGAACGUAAGUUUGAGAAUUAUAGGAUCCCACACGAAGAACAGAAGAAGACUGCCAUAUCUACAGGUAAGAAGGGGUUUGUUGGGCUUUGGGAUCAGCAGAAGCAAGCUGUCUUCUGA
Hymenoscyphus albidus is the source of this 1163-nucleotide messenger RNA. NCBI's taxonomy places the organism in Eukaryota, Fungi, Ascomycota, Leotiomycetes, Helotiales, Helotiaceae. The record is from the annotation of a GenBank genome assembly.